AUGAGCGCGGUCGAGGACGUGACGAAGAAGACGGGCGAGCUCGUGAUCGAGGACGUGGAGGCGGAGGUGGCGCUGCCGCCCGCCGUCGCCGCGCGCGUGGCCCACCUCAAGACGCUCCAGGAGCAGCAGGCGGUCAUCGAGGCGCAGUUUGAGGAAGAGCGCCGUCUGCUCGAAUUGAAGUACGAGAAGCUGUACCAGCCGCUGUACGAUGAGCGUGCGCUUGUCGUGACGGGCGAGAAGGAGGUGGCGUCGGCGGACGAGAAGGCCAAGGAGGCCGAGCCGUCCGUGGGCAUCCCCAAGUUCUGGGUCAAGGCGCUCAUGAACCACCCGAUGGUCGAGCAGAUGAUCACGGACCGCGAUAUCCCGGCGCUCGAGUUCCUCAAGAACGUCAAGUCCGAGUCCCUCACCGAGACGAACGGCUUCCGCCUCGAGUUCCACUUUGCGCCCAACGAGUUCUUCACGAACGACGUCUUGACCAAGGUCUACGACGUGGCCGAGGGCCCGUCGGGCGAUGCGAUGCUCAAGAACAUUGUUGGCACGCCCAUCAACUGGAACGAAGGCAAGAACUGUGCGAGAAGAAGAAGAAGAUCAAGCAGAAGGCCAAGAACGGCGGCGCGACGCGCCUCCUUCUUCCAGUUCUUCUCGCCUGUCGAGAUGCCCACGGAAGACGAAGAGGAAGAGAGCGACGAGAUCAUGCACCAGCUUGACACGGACUUCCAGAUUGGCUUCACGAUCCACGAAACGAUCGUGCCCCAGGCCGUCUUGUGGUUCACGGGCGAAGCCGAAGUCGACGAGUCCGAUUACGAAGACGACGAGGACGACGAGGACUACGACGAUGAAGACCUCUCGGACGACGACGACGAUGACGACGAGCCGCGUGCCAAGAAGGGCGGUAAGAAGGCCUUCCCGGGCCUUGAGAAGCCGGCGGGCGCCGAGUCGACCGAGAAGCCCCCGGAGUGCAAGAACCAAUAG
Messenger RNA from Saprolegnia parasitica CBS 223.65, 972 nucleotides. RefSeq lists its product as hypothetical. Gene Ontology annotation, molecular function: chromatin binding; histone binding. The transcript has 4 exons. Gene Ontology annotation, biological process: nucleosome assembly. NCBI's taxonomy places the organism in Eukaryota, Oomycota, Saprolegniomycetes, Saprolegniales, Saprolegniaceae. Gene Ontology annotation, cellular component: chromatin; nucleus. Bases 1 to 972 code for a protein of 323 amino acids. The record is from RefSeq and is a predicted model, not a curated record.